This is a messenger RNA of Penicillium lagena, 3897 nucleotides long. RefSeq lists its product as uncharacterized. Lineage: Eukaryota; Fungi; Ascomycota; Eurotiomycetes; Eurotiales; Aspergillaceae. The record is from RefSeq and is a predicted model, not a curated record. The coding region runs from base 1 to 3897 and encodes 1298 amino acids. The transcript has 5 exons.
AUGGCAGAGCAGAGCAGCCGCGAUGUGGUAGAUCAGACCCUGUCGGGCGGCGAGCCUUCGCCUUCCGACGUUCCUGCGAGCACCAACGACAAUCAAUCUGCUGGAGGGGACCUGGGGGUGACCAAACAUAUCGCAACAACAACAUCUACGCAAAACAACCAACAAUCGAGUGAUCUGGCGCGCGCCGACGAGACGGCGAAUACGGGCGCUCCGUCGGUGGAAGGGACUAGAGGUGACAAGGAUGUCGGGGUAUCUGCGAUGGAUUCUCCAAAGAGCGGUACUGGGCUAGUCGCGACCCGCGCCCUUGAACUGAACGGACUGGCGUCAGGAUCCGAUGCCGGGGACGAUACAGCAUCACAGGGUGGUUCGGAAUCGGAUGCGAGUCGAACGGAUGGCCUGCAUAAUGCGCGCAGUGGCUCCGUGAAGCGACCAGCGACCUUCAAGCCGGUGUCGUUUGCCAAAUUCUCAGUGCCAAAAGCGCCAGGGGCAUCCGCACCGCCGAAGGCACCCGAGAAAGCGGCUUCAUCAACUUCCACUACACCCCUCGGUACGCCGCAGCCAAGUUUGCGGCCACGUUUGGUUGCAAAGACUACGACGGGCAUGCGCGAUGCGUUUUCAAAAACCAGCACAGGGGCAGCUAAAUCUGGUGGACCCGGUGAUACGAAUCAAGUUUGGAACAAGAAUCAACCUGUCCAACCAGCACCGUCCAAACAUUUGACCGAUGAGGAGUUGAAACAACAAUACGGAAUCCACAUGACUUCUCGAAUCCAGGAAGACGGUGGUGGUGGGUCCGAGGCUAAGUGGGCAGACAUUGACGAUGAUGAAGAUGACUGGGCUCCGGAGACCAUUGAAUGGACCGAUGGAACGAAGGUCACACUCACGCACACCGACCAUGUGCCGCCGUCCGGUCACGAAGACUACGCGAGUCAGGAGUUACCGCAGCCGCCUCCUCCAGAGCCUAUUCCAGUCAGAGAGCCUCUCAGGGCUCCGAAGCCAACGACAUCCAUGGGACCGAAUCCCACCGUACUCAGACUUGGGGCGAACGCCGAACGGCAAGCAAAGAUUGCAGGUGCAUCCAAGGGAGCGGGUGACAGGGAUCCGUCCGGGUCUACGAGUCCAGCUCCGCCAACGAAGUCCCCGUGGGCGCCCUUGCCUCGAGUUGAAAGAGCCUCUCCAGUUAUGUCAUCCGCUCAGAUGGCCCAUCACCCACGUGUUCCUGUUCACCAGAUGCAGAGAGAUGAGGGCUACCAAGCUCCCCUACCACCUCAAGAAAUUGCUGCUGAUGACUUCAAUCGGACAUGGAGGGAGACCCAGCCAGGCGCGCCACGUGAGCUUUACAACUCUCGUUCGGGUCGCUACGAGCCUGUCUCUGAUACGCGACGAGGAUCUUACCGUCACGAUCAACACCCGCGUGCGCCGGCUGUCUUGCAACGGCCAGCCCAUGCUGAGAGUGGGCCAGCGGAACCAUCUGCAGCUUUCCAAACUCACAGAUCAAGCAAUCAAGACGGUAUGGGCUGGAGCCGACGCCGAGCAUCUUCAAAUGUGAGCGGAGGAAGUGGUGGUUUUGGUCGCCGAAUGUCGAUCGGCCGGCCUGAUGCUGCUGCUCCAAGAUACAUAGAAAACCGGAGAGGGUCGCAGGUGAAUGGCAUGGUUGAUCCAGCUCUCAUGGGUCGUGAGCCACCUCACGCCAGAGAAGGUCCCUUCCGUGACAUGUCCCCAUCUCGACAGCAGGCCCGGCCGCCCGCGCCUGACGCAGCACCUACAGAGACACAACCGGCGGCAGCCCCAGAAGUACCUCAAGAAGACCCAGUCGCUGUGCAGGAGCGUAUAAUGAAAGAAAAGCGCAUGGAGGCCCGGCAACGCAGAAUUGAACAGGAGCAGAAAGAAGAGGCUGCUAAGCAGGAACGGAUUCGGCAGAGGCUUGCAGCCCUGGGCCCAGCGCCGGAGAAAGCGAAGCGCAAAGAGUCCACGGAAGGGCGCAAGCCCGAAGCUCAGCCGACUGCACCACCCUCAACCAUCGUCAACUCUCCCCCCAAACCUCCUGUACCGGAACCGACUGGUGAGCCAAAGCAGUAUGGGAUGAUGAAGGUUCACCAUCCGGACACUGUGAAGAAGCUUGUUGCUGCAAAUGAGAGGGACAGGGCUACAGAGAAAGCCACCAUGCCUGCCUCGCGACGUGUCUCUUCUCCUCAUCAACACAAGCGUGAACUUGCCUCAGCAGCGAAUGGACCCAAACAGCAGCAGGCUGAAGCUCAAUCACAAGUCGAAGGCAAGCCAGAUGAUGCACAAGUUGAUGAGCAUGGAGCUCAGUGGCGUGAAAACCUGAACGUUACCAGUCCUUAUGCUCCCUGGGCGACCAACCCUAAUCUUGCCACGACAUCACCCUCUGUCAAGAAUCCGUGGAAGCCGCUGAGCAGUGACAAGACCCUGGGUAACGGCAUCUUCGAACAGGGUCUUGGCGGGUUCCCCUCGCGAGACAUGCCCCUUCGAAGCCAGCUUGGUUUGGAUCAACCGGCUAUGGCUGCGCCCUCACAGGCCGCCUUUCCGGGUUCUUCCCGGUCUCCGAAAGAGCCAUCGGCGAUAUCACCUCUGCCAUCCCCAGAAGUCAGACAUGCAUCGUAUGAUCCUUUAAGCCCCAUUGGCCGCCCAGGCCCCAUUGGACCGCCAAGCUCGCAGGCCCCUCAAUGGCAACAACAGCAACCUCAGGGUGGGCUUACCGCGUGGAAUAAUUUCCAUAACGUCGCGGCGCAACGUGAAGCAGAGCAAUCUGAAAAGUUCCGGCAAGAGUUUAUUACGAGCCGCGAUCGAUCGCUCCCUGCUGUGACUUUUAAGGAAACUUGGAAACAGAUUCGGCCUGGCGAAGAAGCUGGCGGAAGGCGUAUUGUCAACGUUUCUCGAAAUGUCGUGGCCGGUAACAACUCGCCCUCCAAUCCGUUAACUGGUCUUGAUGCUCCUGCGGCGGAUGGUCUCCCAUUUUCGGAUAGCCAUGCCCGCCCUCUAGUCAAUGUCCCAGCACGCAGCUCACGCUUCUUUCCCAAUGCUACUGAGCAGUCGAAGAGACCAGCAAUGGAGAAGACAGAUUACCAGCGGAGCCCUUCGCCGCCACCACCGGAAGAAUUGUCAAGCCAUCCGGUGUACUUUGGCGAUCCCGGCCGGCCUCUGGUCCACUUUCCCACACCCAAGGCUGUAGUCAAACUGCCACCAAAAGCUUUGGCUGGACCGGCCCCUCCUCCCUCGUUUGCGUCUAUGGCUGCAGCGGCUCCUCGGGCCCAGCCUUCGACGAUGUCUUGGCAGGAGAAGAUCAACGGGCUCUUCGCCAAGAAGGCACCGCCUGAGAAGAAAAGCGUGUUGGCUGUAAGCUCUGCAUCAAAGGAGCCUCUGGAUGUCCAGCUCCCCGUCGCGGCGGUCUCUGUCUCACUUCCCCACAUUGCCGAACAUGGUGCGCAGAUUGGGGAUGGUGACAUUUCCGUCACGCAGAUGGAAGAGCAAGACGAGAUCUUUGAGGAUCGUGAACCAGGCUCUCUGCCUGCAGUUCGCGUGCCCAAUAUGGCUCCCCCAGCUGCCUGGGUUGCUGCCCCGUCACCGUCGGUUGCUCGAUUGCGUGCGAAGAAUCUGAAGCCCAUGCAGGUGCAUAGCAUUGAGCCGUUCCUGGUAGGAUUGCAUGACAAAGAUCAGUCAGGUAAUCCCUGCGUCUCGAUCCGUUUCCCAGGGGCCAUUGCUGCAAAGACCUUUGCUCUUCCCAAGAAAGGUGGCAGCCACCAGGGUUCACGGCACCGCAGCUCGACGAACCUCAAGACUCGCAAGAAUACUAAGCCUCGUGAGGCAGAGCAGUACCGCACCCUCUUCCUCGCCGCGGCAUCAAUCCCGCAAUGCGUCGUGGGGACCUCGCACGCUUAG